UCAGUCUUCCAGUUACACUCGUCACCGCCGCUUCAAUCUCAUUAUUACUGUUUUUAAAUUUUUUAAAAUUCAAAUUCCCCCGCUAAAAUGUAUAUCCCUAAGUAACCAGUACUCAACUGUCCGUCCAUCUGACAUUUAAAAUUUUUUCUUACUCCUUCAUAAAAAAAAACCAAUAAAUUGAACACCAGUUUUAAAAAAUUUAAAUUUUGGCGCCAAGACAACCGCGGGUUGAUUUAAAUAAAUUAAAAAAAAAUUAAUAAGGAAGUGUGAUUAGUUAAUUAAAAAAAAAAAUAACUAUGCCAUAGUUUUGUUAACUAGCGUGUAAAAAAAAUAAAAUUACACCGUCAUAGUCACUGCGCUAAUUUUUAUACGUUUCUUUACGCCUUACAAAUAUUAUUACCGAAUCAUGCUAAGAUUGAUAUUGAUAGCGCUGCUGACGGGUUGCCGAGUGAAUGGAAAUUCCGAUAGCGCAAAUGAACCCCAUCAUCGACAGAAACGAGUAUUUUGGAUCACCAAUGAUGGAAGGAUAGCUCUGCCUCCUGGUACAAUAAUGACAAUCACUCCCACACUGGCACUACCGUUCGUACGUUAUCCUCCACAUGGAUUUCUCAGCAAUAUGACCAUCAGUCUUCCUUUUACCAUUGAUUUCGAUAAACUGGGAUUGACAGACAAUGAAAAUCCUUACGGUGCAUUGCCGCCAGUGUUUGGCAGAGGAAUGGACAGUAGAAGAGCCGGUAUGAUGAUGGCCGAUUUUAUAGCCUCGUUUAUAAAACGACGAUUACAUAAACGUGAUUUAGAGGAAGCACCGCCUAAAAAUGCAUUUCAUGGCGGAGAACGUGCAUUACUAUACAUAACUGCUGAGGAAAUGCUGAGUACGCUGGGCAUGGAUGGGAAAGCUUGUUUACUUCGCGCUAUUUGCGAAGUUCAAGGCCAUCCGCUCAGUAAUUUUGGACUUAUUGGAGAAAUGCUCAAGCUCUUUUUCACGGCAAGCAAGUCACCAUUUGCAAAUUUACUUAACGAGUACGUCGAAGCUGAAAAUCGUGGAAAAAUUCACGGCGAGUGCUGGCCUUAUUACAAAAAUUGUCCAAAGUCAUUAUUUUUACCCUCGACAAAUCGAUAUACAAAAAAUAACAAUGACUUAGAAUCGGAAGAAAGUGAUGAUAAUAAAAUAAAUGACCAAAAGAAUGCCAAGGUAUCAGAUUAUGACAGACAGAGUCAAGAGUAUAUGAUAAAUCCUUCAAUGUAAAUAUUGUAGUUUAGUUAAACUAUUUUACCAAUACGUGAUUAAUUAAUUAAUCUAUUAAUUAAGUAUUUACUUUGUUGUUAUUAAAAUUAAGUUUGGGAUUGUAUAGAUCACUUGUCAUAUUUAAUAAAAUAAUCAUUUAUAGUUAAUAAUUGCGGCCACAAUGUGGCGAUGAAGCUCAGGUGUAAUUUAAAAAAAAAAAAAAAAUUAUUUAUUUAUUUAUUUUAUUUAUUAAAUAAAUAAUAAUUUGCAUUACUAAUUUAUUACUAUAGUCAUAAUUAAAAGAUGAUCUAAUGUAAACAUUCAUAUUUAUAUAAAAUAUAAUAAUAAUAAUCAUUAUAUAUUUAUAUUAAAAUUAAGUUAUAAAAAUUGUUAAUGCCAUAUUUAA
Messenger RNA from Microplitis demolitor, 1631 nucleotides. RefSeq lists its product as uncharacterized. NCBI's taxonomy places the organism in Eukaryota, Metazoa, Arthropoda, Insecta, Hymenoptera, Braconidae. The record is from RefSeq and is a predicted model, not a curated record. The transcript is spliced from 5 exons. The coding region runs from base 407 to 1246 and encodes 279 amino acids.